UAUCUUGCAGGCAGACAUGUCGCUGUCUCCGUUUCUCUUUUACUUUAACCGUCAAAAUUAUGCAAAUGACGCCGGACGUGCAGGCAGCUGAGGACAGAGCACUCCAAAAUGGCGAACCGCGACAAGGAGCUGGAAGAGGAGAUUUACGACAAGGUCGUAGACCUGACAGAAUAUGCCAAACGUCAGCGAUGGUGGAACCGCCUUUUCGGAAAAAACUCGGGCCCCGUGGCAGAGAAAUACUCCGUGGCCACACAGAUAGCCAUAGGGGGAGUGAGUGGAUGGUGCGUAGGAUAUCUCUUCCAGAAGGUUGGGAAAGUUGCUGCCACGUCUGUAGGGGGAGGUCUCCUGCUGUUGCAGAUAGCGAACAAUAGCGGCUAUAUCCAAGUGGACUGGAAGAGAGUAGAGAAGGAUGUCAACAAAGCUAAGAAGCAAUUAAAGAAGGGCACCAAUCAAGCAGGCCCAGAGCUAAACACGUUUUUUGAGAAGUCCACAGAGUUUGUGAAGAAAAACAUUGUCGUCACCAGUGGUUUCAUUGGAGGAUUCCUGCUUGGCCUGGCAUCUUAGGGUCUGCCAAAUGAGAAGAGUCUGUAUAUCUUUGAUGUCAUGAAAAACUGUAGGGGGAAAUUAUAAAUCAUUUCUGGAUGGUUUUUAAGUGUUUUGGCAGCAAGCAACCGAUUCAGAUUAGCUUGUAACUUUGUGUUUCUACGUAAGCUGCACAUCCUUUUCGUCUACUGUAAUACUUCACCUCCACGUGACAAGCGCCGUGGAUGUGAUGUGGGACUUCUUGGUAGGACCAGGAUGAACCUCUUAAAAUACUCCUUUCCAGGCCAAAUAAUGAUACAUAUCAUGCAGAAUGAAUUAAAAACCGCAUAACGGCCAUCAGAAUGUUGCAAUGUAUGUAUUUAUUUAUUUUUAACCAAGCUGGCAUUGUACCACAAUGAAAGAUUAUGCACUGUUAUGGCUGCCUUGUUGUGCAAAAAUGAAGCCAAGCACAAUGCAGUUAAGUGCAAGUAGAUUUUAAUUCACCUUCACAGGUGGCGAGGAUCCCUUCAGUGCCAGUGUUGUAUUUUUCAAUUCCAGACAUCGUAUUCAAUCACCUUCAGGAUUAAAGUGCGGAUAGAUAUGGGAUUGUUUAAGCCUUUUUCUUUUAGAGCUGCUACAGGUUUCAUGGGUUACGUCAGCCUCCCCUUCAUCUUUUAUAUUUUGUUUAGCAGUACAUUGAUGCUUUAGAUACCGAAGGCUGUGGUUUGUCUGAUAUGUAAGUUGGUUGAACAAAAUAAAAACAACAAAAUCA
Siniperca chuatsi (mandarin fish) is the source of this 1294-nucleotide messenger RNA. RefSeq names its product FUN14 domain containing 1 (gene fundc1). The transcript has 5 exons. The record is from RefSeq and is a predicted model, not a curated record. The coding region runs from base 109 to 564 and encodes 151 amino acids. Gene Ontology annotation, cellular component: mitochondrial outer membrane. NCBI's taxonomy places the organism in Eukaryota, Metazoa, Chordata, Actinopteri, Centrarchiformes, Sinipercidae. Gene Ontology annotation, biological process: autophagy of mitochondrion.